Molecule: messenger RNA, 3281 nt
Organism: Rhagoletis zephyria (snowberry fruit fly)
Lineage: Eukaryota; Metazoa; Arthropoda; Insecta; Diptera; Tephritidae
Source: RefSeq, a predicted model, not a curated record
GAGCUGCAUGCAGGCCUUUAAGCGGCAAGAUACAAAUCCACACAAAACAGUCUACCAAAACUUGCACUGCUCUUCCAUAUUAUCUCUUUCUACCACAUUUAAUUUAUACAUAUGUAUAUGCCAAAAGGAGACAGUCAGAGGGGCACAACAGCCAACAAGUUUAUUUAGGUACGGCAGUAAAACAGCAGCAGGUAGUCAAAUGGCCUAUCCAUGAGUACUGUCGCGGGAAAGAGAAGUGCUCAAGCACACAGCCACUGUCCUUCUCAACGUAGAGAAUAAAAGAGAAAAAUGCAAAAGCUUACCAAACGCAAAUAAUUUAAAACAUACAUCUAUUUCGUUUCGCAAUAUUUUAGUGUGGAAAAUAUAGCAAGCCGGGGUGAUAUUAUUUGCGAGCUAUAUAACAUUUUUAUUCACACAAAAAAAAAGUUGGUUAAGGCAAAUAAAGAAAAUACAAAAUAAUUUAAAAGUAAUGAUACGCACAAGAAAACGUCAUGCCUCAGCGCCAGAAGGCGCUGCAAACAAAAGCCGAACGACACAACCGGCCGCUGCCCCAUCGGUAGCGCCGCCGUCUGUCUCUCAGUUAUCGACAAAUGAAAGGAACAUGGCAACAGCGGAAGGCGAAGAGGAGGAGUGCAUCAUUGACGAUAUUAAACUCGAUGUUUAUAAAAUACAACAACAGUGGUUGAGCUCAGCUGCAGAAAUUGCGCCAACGCCGACUUCGGCGUCUACGUCGGCUACUGUAGCUAAUGCCAAAAAAACCAUGACUGUCCAGCGUACGGCAGAGAAUUCAGAAGGCGUAUGUUUGUUGGAUAUCGAUAAACAUGAUGGUGGUGGGAUAUCCGCUUCGCUGCGAGACUGUAGUCAAAAUAUCGAAAAAAUAAAGUCAAAUAACGGUGAUGGUGCACAAUCGAUGAGGUUAAAGUUGAAACCAGCGAGUGUGAUAAAGUCAGAAUUCAAUUUUGAUGCCGACGAAUUAGAUAUGCAGGAAACCGAUUCGGAUGAAGAAGGGUGCCCGGAUGUUAAUUUUGAGGAAGAAUUUGAGUUAAUAGAAUGCGAAGGAGACAUGGAUAUGUACGCUCCAGAUUGGUCAAACAAUUUGGAUGGCCAACGAAAGGUGUUUAUAAACGAAAACUACAAAGGAAUUCUCGAAGGCGCUCCAAAAUCUAGCUUUUCCACGUACUAUUUUUACAAAUUGUUGGGUGGUGAUGGAUUUUUCAAAAGUUGGUCUAAAUGUUGCAAUAAACGUGCCACAGAAGCCUUUCAUAGUACAACCCACUUCGAGGAGUUUACUUCAAAAGAAAUGAGCAUUUUUUACGGCAUCUGCCUGCAAAUGGGUUCAUCACAGCUUACGACAUUAGCGGAAUAUUGGGAAUGUGAGGCACAUCAUGGUUUCGGGGGUUACUCUAGAAAACUGAGUUUGGACCGCUUUUUGCAAAUACUAAAAUUUUUAAGUUUCGAGAGUUUGCUGCCUGAAGAGAAGAGCACUAAAACGGACGAUCAAAGUGAGGAAAAAUUUGUUGAUUUGAAGCCUAUUUUGAAAUUCUUCAAUGAACGCAUGGAAUCUGUGUACAACUGCGGCCGAAGAAUAGUCUUGAAUGAGCCAAUUAUGUAUUGGAAAGGCAGGCUACAUUGGGCGAAUGAUAUGAGUCUGAAGUUUCGCAGCAAUGCGGUUAUGCUGCAUCUCUUAACUGAACAAUCCGGUUUAGUACUCAAAAUAUUGGUCGAUUUAGAAAAUCCACAAAGAAAAAAGGACGCCCAUAAUUCAAAAUCGUUUCUUGUUCAACGUCUGUCUAUUGCGAUGGAGCUGCUCAGCGAGAAAUUACAUAAGGGACAUACUGUUUUCGCUUCCAAAUAUUAUGGCAGCUAUGCACUUUGCCUGGAGCUGGGAAAGCUGGGUACCUAUUCCUCGGGACUUUUGGAAAUACAACGUUUCGGUAAUAGCAAAGAAUUGGUUCUGAAGAAUCUGAAACAAUAUCAGUCUGAAAUUAGAUAUGCGGACUUUAUAAUGAUGGGAAAAAGCCGGCGCCGAGAAAAAAAUAUUUAUUUUUAUAGUUCAGACUGUCUUGUCACGAAAUACAUUCAAACGCGUGGAGGGCUGAAAAUAGUCAAAGAGAUCGACUGGCAGUUGAAAACAGCACCGAAAAUACGCGCGUACCUGUUAGAUUACCAGUUGGCUUUAGAACGUACUGAAAUGAAGUGGGAUAAACGGUUGAUGAUCUUUGUCAUGCACCUGGUUUUAUUCAAUGCCUAUCUCUUCUUCACUACGCACGCGCAAAGUGGCACUCGUUCGAGAUCUUAUCAAACGUUUCGACAAGAAAUAAUCACAUCUUUAUUGAAUCCAAGAUUUGAUUUGGACAGCGCUGAUGACAAUGAUCUCGAGCUGAGCAUGUCAGAAAGUAAACUACGAAAAGGUUUCCCAGAUAAGUCUCGCGCGCCACAAUCCCUGAAGUUAACGGAGCACCUACCUAUAGAUGUACCUAAUUUUAAUGGACAGCGGGUCAGGAAGCGUUGUCGGAUCUGCGACAAAGGCGGUCUUAAGACCUUUUCGAAGACUUGCUGUGGAAAAUGCCCGGGUAUGCCAGGACUCUGUGUAACACCGUGCUUUAAGAUGUGGCAUGGUCAGAUGCAAAGCACAAGCGGCCACAAUUGAAUCUAAUGGAAGUAGUUAUUGCUUAGUGGUAGAGUCCGAAAAAUGAUAUGUUAUAGCGUUUUCUUUUCUCGAAAUAUUUUUGCAUUUAUUCUGCCCUGCGCCAGGGCUGUCAAGUUUCCGUGUUCUUUUCUCUGAAUCUUCACAUGCAUAUUGGGUGCUCUUUCUUUAAAAUGUUGCUUCUGAUAAUGUUGCCAUAUAAGAUGACAUUUUUUUCGAGAAGAGAAAGCGUCAUUAAAAAUCGAGAAUUCGGAACCUAAUAUUCUACUGUUUAAAUAAAUGUCCUUUGAACAUAUUGAGCACAAUAAAUGACAGCUUCACAAGCAAAUUUUAUACUUUAAAUAGAUAGAUAAUUAAUAGAGGUAUGCACUGCGACCAAUAGGUCUAUUGUGCCCUCAACCAUUUACAGUUCCUCAUCUAAUCCUAGAGAGCCCAAAAAUUUGAGGAGAUCCCCAGGGAUUAGCGAUUGUAUUGCUUCGUCACAUGACCAGUAAUGACCCAGGUACCUCUCCCGUCUUCUCGCGACCGCCUCGCAUUCGCUAAGCAGGUCCUCAGUCACGUCGCAGAAACGACAUAGGUCGUUUGACCAGAUCCCUAGCUUGUGUAGGUGGCUUUAAAUAAAAAACUCGGUGUU